CAUUGAAGCCAAAAUCUUCCAGCGACGAAGCCGAGCUCAGCUCAUGAGGUGGGCAGCAAAAAAAUGAUGCUAAUCCUUGCGGGAAUUCAACCCUGUAAGUGUCUUUGCGCUCUCAAUUCGUCAUCUGAGCCUCAAGAUUUCUUAGUUUCAUCUAAUUCCCUUAGGAAUUCAUCAUUUCUCACUCCACGAAUCUCAAAUUUCAAAUUGUAUUCCACUUCUAAUUGGUCUAAUAACUGUAAUAAAUCCAAGAAAUUGCCAUUGCGAAGAAGGAGUAGCGUUGUAUUUUGCUCUAGGAAUGAAAUUUUUGAUAAUUUCUCGAGCACUCAGUUGCCGAAUAAGCCUAGCGAGGAUGAAAUUCAAGGCAUCGAUGAGAUUGGUCUGCUAAAUAAACCCUCUCCUGCUCCUAUAAACAACGGAGUUUCAUCAGAAUUUGACGAAGAAGUUGAAAAUCCCGACGAGAAUGAAGCCCUAGCGCCAUUUAUGAAGUUCUUUAAGAAUACAGAUGCCGUAGAAGAAGAGGAAGAAGAGGAAAAGGCGGUUAGAGCUUUUGAAGAGAAAAUUGAUGGAGACGAGGAGAUUGUGAAAGCCACUAAGUUAAAUGUUGAGUACUAUGAGCCCAAACCUGGAGAUGUUGUGGUCGGUGUGGUUGUCUCCGGUAAUGAAAACAAGCUCGAUAUCAAUGUCGGAGCGGAUCUAUUAGGAACAAUGUUGACAAAAGAGGUGCUUCCAUUGUAUGACAAAGAGGUGGAAUUCUUGAUGUGUGAUCUCGACAAGGAUGCCGAGUCUUUUAUGAUGAAUGGGAAGAUGGGGCUGGUGAAAUACGACGAUGCUGUUAGCCGUGGACCGGGGCCGGGGCGCCCUGUCGUGGAGACUGGCACAGUUUUGUUUGCUGAGGUUUUGGGAAGGACACUAAGUGGUCGGCCAUUGCUCUCGACUAGAAGGUUGUUUCGACGGUUAGCUUGGCAUCGAGUGAGGCAGAUUAAACGACUCGAUGAGCCGAUUGAAGUUAAAAUAUCAGAGUGGAAUACUGGAGGCCUUCUUACAAGAAUUGAGGGUUUGCGAGCGUUUCUUCCGAAGGCUGAGUUAUUGAAUCGAGUAAAUAACUUCACAGAAUUGAAAGAAAAUGUGGGACGUCGGAUCUUUGUGCAGAUCAUGCGAAUAGAUGAAGCUAAAAAUGAUUUGAUACUAAGUGAGAGACAAGCUUGGGAAACGCUGUAUCUCCGUGAGGGAACUCUUCUAGAAGGGACCGUGAAGAAAAUAUUUCCUUAUGGAGCUCAAAUAAGAAUUGGUGAUACAAACAGAAGCGGAUUACUCCAUGUUUCGAACAUAACCCGUGCCCGAGUUACCUCGGUGAGCGACUUACUCGCAGUGGGCGAAAAGGUCAAAGUUCUUGUUGUGAAGUCGAUGUUUCCCGACAAGAUAUCCCUAAGCAUUGCAGACCUCGAAAGUGAGCCCGGCCUCUUUAUAUCGAACAAGGAGAAAGUAUUUUCAGAGGCCAAGAUCAUGGCAAAGAAGUAUAGGCAAAGGCUACCUGCGGUCGAAGGCUUUACGAGGCCCGAACCUGCUCCAACUACAGAUCUUCCGUUUGAAAACGAAUCAAGCAUGUAUGCAAAUUGGAAGUGGUUCAAAUUCGAAAGGUAGUUGUCGAGUUGAACGAUCUCUCUUUCAUGCUUCCCAACCACGUCUUACUCCAGGCAAGCAUUCUUAUCGUUAUCGUUAUCAUUAUCGUUAUCGAAUUUUAGGAACGAUAAAAAUCGAGGGAAUGGGAAGUGUAAAAGAUCAAAUUUUGAACACCAUUCUGUCUUAGUUCAGCUGUUUCAUUGAAGUUUUUCCAUGCAUAAAUUUUGUCAUAUUAGCACUUAA
This is a messenger RNA of Cucurbita pepo subsp. pepo (vegetable marrow), 1863 nucleotides long. Its product is annotated as protein PIGMENT DEFECTIVE 338, chloroplastic. Gene Ontology annotation, biological process: RNA stabilization. The record is from RefSeq and is a predicted model, not a curated record. NCBI's taxonomy places the organism in Eukaryota, Viridiplantae, Streptophyta, Magnoliopsida, Cucurbitales, Cucurbitaceae. Gene Ontology annotation, molecular function: RNA binding.